CGCCCGCCGGGGCGGCUCGCUGCCGCCGCGCCUCCCGGCGCAUAAAGGGCGGCGGCGGGGGGCGGCGGCGGCGGGGCCGGCCAUGGAGGCGCCGGUGCAGACGGAGACGUGGAAGGCGCGGAGCCUGGCGGAGCUGGUCCGCAUCCUGCACCGGCUCUUCUCCGAGGACAAGGUCAGCGUGGAGGAGGUGCAGGCGCUCAUGGAGUCCUACGAGAGCAGCCCCGAGGAGUGGCUGCAGUACGCCAAGUUUGACCAGUACAGGUAUACAAGAAAUCUUGUGGACAGUGGAAAUGGAAAGUUCAACUUGAUGAUCUUGUGCUGGGGUGAAGGGCAUGGCAGCAGUAUCCAUGAUCACACUGACUCACACUGCUUUAUGAAGAUCCUUCAGGGAAAUCUAAAGGAAACCCUGUUUGAAUGGCCUGAGAAAAAAGGAAAUGGCGAAAUGAGUAAGAAAUCAGAACGUGUUCUGAGAGAAAAUCAAUGUGCCUAUAUUAAUGACUCCAUUGGCUUGCACCGUGUGGAGAACAUAAGCCACACAGAGUCUGCUGUUAGCCUGCAUUUGUACAGCCCACCCUUCGACAGCUGCAACACCUUUGAUCAAAGGACUGGACACAAGCACAAAGUCAAAAUGACAUUCUAUAGCAAGUUCGGCGAAAGGACUCUAUGUGCAACAGCAGUGCCACAAGAGAACAACUGAGAAGCACCAGCAUGUGUUUGCUCGAGACCUGCUGAAUGUUUAACCAGGGACAGAAGA
Dromaius novaehollandiae (emu) is the source of this 754-nucleotide messenger RNA. It is a transcript of the gene CDO1, whose product is annotated as cysteine dioxygenase type 1. Bases 83 to 697 code for a protein of 204 amino acids. Gene Ontology annotation, molecular function: ferrous iron binding; cysteine dioxygenase activity. The transcript is spliced from 5 exons. The record is from RefSeq and is a predicted model, not a curated record. Lineage: Eukaryota; Metazoa; Chordata; Aves; Casuariiformes; Dromaiidae. Gene Ontology annotation, biological process: L-cysteine catabolic process.